GGUCCUACCUCGGAAAUCAUGCAGAUUGAUUUUGAGAUUGAAGACCUAACUGAGCUGCCUGAGACCCAGAUCAUCACAUGGCAGGUAGAAUACCCAGGAGAUACAACAUCUGACCUUGGCAUCUCCAAGAUCUAUGUAAGCCAGAAGGAUCUGGUAGGAGUUCUCCCUUUGGCUAUGGAAGCAGAGAUCCUGAACACAGCUAUUCUCACUGGGAAAACAGUGGCUGUCCCUGUCAAAGUGGUUUCUGUGGAAGAUGAUGGGACUGUGACUGAUCUUCUGGAAUCUGUGGAGUGCAGAUCAUCGGAUGAAGAUGUCAUUAAGGUUUCUGACAGAUGUGACUAUGUCUUUGUCAAUGGGAAGGAAAUGAAAGGCAAAGUGAACGUCGUAGUUAAUUUUACUUACCAGCAUCUGAGUGCCCCUUUAGAAAUGACAGUCUGGGUUCCUCGUCUCCCGCUGCAGAUAGAGGUCUCUGACACAGAACUAAAUCAGAUCAAGGGGUGGAGAGUCCCCAUCAUCUCUAAUAAGAGACCAGCCAGGGACAGUGAUGAUGAGGAAGAGGAUGAACGUAAGGGGAGAGGCUGUGCCCUUCAGUACCAGCACGCGAUGGUGCGAGUCCUCACGCAGUUUGUCGCUGAAGCCUCAGACCCUGGCAGCCAACUCAGCUAUUUGCUGGGGUCUGACUGGCAGAUUGACAUCACUGACCUGGUCAGAGACUUCAUGCAGGUGGAGGAGCCAAGAAUUGCCAAGCUGCAGGACGGCCAGAUUUUGAUUGGGCAGGAGCUUGGAAUGACGACAAUUCAGAUCCUGUCCCCCCUUUCAGACGCUAUCUUGGCUGAGAAGACAGUGACAGUUCUGGAUGAGAAGGUGACAAUAACUGACCUGGGAGUGCAGCUGGUGACUGGACUGUCACUCUCUCUGCAGCUCAGCCCAGGAAGCAACAAGGCCAUUUUUGCUACAGCAGUAGCACAAGAGUUGCUCCAGUCCCCAAAGCAGGAAGCAGCCAUCAGCUGCUGGAUCCAAUUCAGUGAUGGAUCUGUCAUGCCCCUGGAUAUUUAUGACUCCAAAGACUUCUCCUUGUCAGCUACAUCUCUGGAUGAGAAGGUGGUCUCCAUUCAGCAUGACCCCAAAUUCAAGUGGCCUGUGAUUGCUGCUGAGACAGAGGGUCAGGGGACCCUGGUGAAGGUAGAGAUGGUGAUCAGUGAAUCUUGCCAGAAAUCCAAAAGGAAGAGCAUCCUAGCUGUUGGAAGUGGAAGCAUUAAAGUCAAGUUUGGGCAGAGUGACUCCAACCCUAACAUCAGUGACAGCAAACACAGGGGUGUCCACCUAGACAACCAUGCCAGUGACCGGCGUCUGAAAAACACUCUGCAGGAAAGAGAUGGGCAGUACUACAGCUCCUCCAUGGGACACGAGCAGGGCAGAGGAACCACCACUCAAAGGUCUAUUCUGAGUAAAAAGGAAGACAGAGAAAGCCUCCUGGAUGAUGACAGCCAGAACAUGCCAAUAGACUUCACGAGCUUCCCCGCACAGGUGGAUCUGCCAAGAAACAACGGAGACUUGGAAGAGAAUGACCUGGUACAGUCACCUAGGGGACUCAGCGAUCUGGAGAUAGGAAUGUAUGCUCUCCUAGGAGUCUUCUGCCUGGCAAUCCUGGUCUUCCUUAUCAAUUGUGUCACUUUUGCUUUGAAGUACAGAAAUAAACAAGUUCCUUUUGAAGAGCAAGAAGGCAUGAGCCACUCUCAUGACUGGGUUGGGCUGAGCAACAGGACAGAACUUCUGGAGAAUCACAUAAAUUUCUCAUCCCAACAAGAUGAACAUAUCACAGCCAUUGACAGAGGAGUGGACUAUGAAGAGAGCAAAUAUCUCCUCAACACAAAUGCCACCAAAAAUAUUAAUGGACAAUCUUUCAGGUCUACUGAGUCCACAUUCACUGAAGGGAAAGAACAGAAAGGUGAACCAACUACUUCUCCUACCUCUAAGAGGAAACGGGUUAAAUUCACCACCUUUACCACCAUCUCCUCUGAUGAUGGGUGUCCAACUGUCAAUUCAAUCUUGAUGAGUAAUGAGGAUGACAUUAAAUGGGUCUGCCAGGAUAUGGACCUGGGGGAAUGCAAAGAACUUAAAAACUAUAUGGAGAGAUUACACGAAAAUGCAUAA
Molecule: messenger RNA, 2154 nt
Organism: Acanthisitta chloris (rifleman)
Lineage: Eukaryota; Metazoa; Chordata; Aves; Passeriformes; Acanthisittidae
Gene: TMEM132D
Product: transmembrane protein 132D
Exons: 6
Coding region: 19-2154 (711 amino acids)
Source: RefSeq, a predicted model, not a curated record